Molecule: messenger RNA, 471 nt
Organism: Mytilinidion resinicola
Lineage: Eukaryota; Fungi; Ascomycota; Dothideomycetes; Mytilinidiales; Mytilinidiaceae
Product: peptidyl prolyl cis-trans isomerase cyclophilin
Exons: 2
Coding region: 1-471 (156 amino acids)
Molecular function (GO): RNA binding
Source: RefSeq, a predicted model, not a curated record
AUGUCGGAUCCCACGCGCAUAAAAUCCACCGUCUAUGUAGGCGGCCUUGACAAUGCAGUUACUACACGCACACUACACGACGCGUUCGUGCCGUUCGGAGAAAUAGUCGAUGUCACUCUGCCCAAGCCGGACUUGCCCUCUUCAACCGACCCUCAUCGUGGUUUUGGAUAUGUCGAGUUCGAGAACACGGCAGAUGCCAAAGAGGCUAUCGACAACAUGGAUCAGAGUGAGCUUUAUGGACGAGUCAUCAAAGUUGCGCCGGCCAAGCCUCAGAAGGACCAAAACGAGGGACUGGGCAGCAAGACAGCUAUUUGGGAACAGGAGGGCUGGUUGGCGGAGCAUGCUGUGAGCGAAGAAGACCGACUGGCCACUGAGCAGGCGCGAGCAGUCUCUUCAGGGCCUCCAGAUCCAAUGCAAGGGCUGGAGGGACUAGAUGUCGCAGGACCGACACUUCCAACAAAACCAGCGUAG